This is a messenger RNA of Candida dubliniensis CD36, 759 nucleotides long. It is a transcript of the gene GAL4, whose product is annotated as galactose-responsive transcription factor. The record is from RefSeq and is a predicted model, not a curated record. NCBI's taxonomy places the organism in Eukaryota, Fungi, Ascomycota, Pichiomycetes, Serinales, Debaryomycetaceae. The transcript has a single exon. Gene Ontology annotation, molecular function: zinc ion binding; RNA polymerase II cis-regulatory region sequence-specific DNA binding; DNA-binding transcription factor activity, RNA polymerase II-specific. The coding region runs from base 1 to 759 and encodes 252 amino acids. Gene Ontology annotation, cellular component: nucleus. Gene Ontology annotation, biological process: positive regulation of transcription from RNA polymerase II promoter by galactose.
AUGACGGAAACUGAACCAAAACAACCACCUAACCCAAUUGAACAAGCCUGCGACUCUUGUCGAAAGCGCAAGUUGAAAUGCUCCAAGGAGUUCCCACGCUGCUCAAAAUGUAUCCAACACAAAUGGUGUUGCUCGUAUAGUCCCAGAACAAUCCGGUCUCCCUUGACAAGAGCCCAUUUAACUGAAGUCGAAACCAGAGUAACUCAAUUGGAAGGAAUACUCCGCUAUUUACUACCUAGCGAGAAUAUUGACGAUAUGAUAAACGACCACGACAAGGUCAUACUAGCACCAAUCAGGCAGAAAUUACAACCUCCAGCAAAGCCGUGUGCCUCCUCAGAAACACAUUCUCCCAUAAACUCAAUCACUUACCCUUUACGCCAAUCAAAAUCCAACCCACUACCAGACGAAUAUCCCAAAAGCAAAAUCAAACAAGAAAUAAUGGACGAUUUUUUAUUAAACAAUAUCACCACCAAAAAUGAUUACGUCGCACCAACCGUGUUCGGCUCGUCAAUGUAUUCGACGGCACAGAGUUCUUCGUUGACGUCUCCUUCAUCGUUAUUGUCAUUGAACUCUUAUGACGGAACUAUAGAAGAAGUUUUUGAGUUAGAUCAACCUCAACUUAAAAAGGUGAAAUUAGAACCUUCAAUUUUCUCAUCUCCGGUUCCUACAGGCAGCUCGCCUACCCAAUUUACUUUAUUGAACGAUUACAAUUUAGACAUGAUAUUCGACGGGGUGGUUGAUGAAACCGUUAACGUUUGA